AUGGCGCAACAGGACCUGCUGAUGCCGUGGCUCAGCGCGCUCGGCAACGUCUCCCUCGGCGCCCGCUUGCGCGGCGAGAAGCCCGACCGGGCGCGCGCGCUCGCCAUGCUGGAUCGCGUGGGCCUGGGCGCCGAGGCCGAUGCGCUCCCGCAUACGCUCUCCGGCGGAAUGCGCCAGCGGGUGGCGCUUGCCCGCACCCUGAUGGAAGACCGGCCCAUCGUCCUGAUGGACGAGCCGUUCUCGGCCCUCGACGCGAUCACGCGGAUGCGACUGCAGGAGCUUGCCGCCGGCCUGCUCGCCGGGCGCACGGUGCUGCUGGUGACCCACGACCCGCUGGAGGCGCUAGGCUGGGGGAUCGCAUCUACGCUAACGACGGUCUGCGGCCUUCUGGUCCUGGUCUGGCAGGCGGUCGUCUGGCUCGCCGAGACUCCCCACUACAUCCUGCCGGGGCCGGCGCGGGUGGGUGCGACCUGGUGGCACCAUGCCGGGCUGAUCCUGAGCCACGCCCAGACGACGGUGCUGGAAAUCGUCUUGGGCCUCGUCCUCGGCACGCUGCUGGGCGUCGUCAGCGCCCUGGUGCUCACCUAUGUCCGGCCGGCGCGGCUCUGGCUCCUGCCGGUGCUGGUCGCGUCCCAGGCGGUGCCCGUCUUCGCGCUGGCGCCGAUCCUCGUUCUCUGGCUCGGCUACGGGAUCGCGUCGAAGGUCGCGAUGGCGACACUCAUCAUCUACUUCCCGGUGGCCGCCAACUUCUUCGACGGGCUCCGGCGGACCGAGCCGGGCUGGCUCGAUCUCGCGCGUGCCAUGGGCGCGAGCCCGUGGCGGACGCUCUGGCGCAUCCGCGUGCCGGCGGCCUUGCCCGCAUUGGCCUCCGGCGUCCGCGUCGCCGCUGCGGUGGCACCUAUCGGCGCCGUGGUGGGCGAGUGGGUGGGCUCGAGCGCCGGCCUCGGCUUCCUCAUGCUGCACGCCAACGGGCGUAUGCAGAUCGACCUGAUGUUCGCCGCGCUGCUCACCCUCGCGGUCUUCGCCGUGGCGAUCUACUUCAUCAUCGACCACGUGCUGCGCCGGGCCCUUCAUUGGCAACCGGACACGUGA
Messenger RNA from Geodia barretti, 1092 nucleotides. The record is from the annotation of a GenBank genome assembly. NCBI's taxonomy places the organism in Eukaryota, Metazoa, Porifera, Demospongiae, Tetractinellida, Geodiidae.